This is a messenger RNA of Peniophora sp. CBMAI 1063, 573 nucleotides long. Lineage: Eukaryota; Fungi; Basidiomycota; Agaricomycetes; Russulales; Peniophoraceae. The record is from the annotation of a GenBank genome assembly.
AUGAAGUUCGCCGCUGUCCCGCUUGCUCUCUCUGCUCUCGUUCUCGCUGCUCCUGAGGCUCAGGAGAAGCGUCAGAUCGACAGCAUCAUCAGCGCUGCGACGAGCGCCAUCGGUGCGGGUGCUGGCGACGCGACGAGCGCUAUUGGCGCCGGUAUUGGCGACCUCACCUCUCUGGCCGGCGUCGGUGUGUCCAUCGUCGGCACCGCGGCAAACUCCGUCAUCACCGCCGCGGUCUCCGUCGGCGGCAAAGCUUUCACCGAAGUCACCCAGCUCGGCGGCGAGGGCGUCACGCUCGCCGAGAGCGGCGUCGGCGUCGUCACGUCGUUCGGCGGCUCGGUGCUGACGGUCGCCACGGCCGCUGCUGGGUCGGAGCUUUCGGCUGCUUCGAGCGCGGUCGCGUCGGCUUCGGCGAGCAUUGCGAGCGCGUCGUCUGCGAGCGUUGCGAGCGCUUCUGGUGCUUCGGCUACUUCUGGCGAUUCGAGCGCGGCCGCAUCAUUGCACCCCUCGACCCAGAUGCUCUACGCAGCCGGCGUUGUCGCGGGCAGCAUGGUCCUCGGCGCGAUGUCGCUCUAA